Messenger RNA from Xenopus laevis (African clawed frog), 1133 nucleotides. It is a transcript of the gene abt1.L, whose product is annotated as activator of basal transcription 1 L homeolog. Gene Ontology annotation, molecular function: RNA binding; nucleic acid binding. The record is from RefSeq and is marked provisional. NCBI's taxonomy places the organism in Eukaryota, Metazoa, Chordata, Amphibia, Anura, Pipidae. Gene Ontology annotation, cellular component: nucleus; nucleolus. Gene Ontology annotation, biological process: endonucleolytic cleavage to generate mature 5'-end of SSU-rRNA from (SSU-rRNA, 5.8S rRNA, LSU-rRNA); endonucleolytic cleavage in ITS1 to separate SSU-rRNA from 5.8S rRNA and LSU-rRNA from tricistronic rRNA transcript (SSU-rRNA, 5.8S rRNA, LSU-rRNA); small-subunit processome assembly.
CGUGUAGCGGAAUAUAACCGGGGCUAAAAAUGGAAGAAGAAAAAGAGACAAGGAAGGAGCAAAAGCCCAAGGAGGAAGUGGAGGGGUCUGUGGAUGAGGGGGAGGAGCCUUUAAAUGAGGAGGAGGAGGAGCCAGAUGAGGAGAUGGCAGAUAAAGGGGAGAAAGGAUCUUGCCAAGGGAAAAGAGUCGUUCCUGGAAUUCUAUAUUUAGGUCACAUUCCUCCUCGGCUCCGCCCACGGCACAUUCGCAACAUGCUGAGCCUCCAUGGGGAAGUGGGGCGCAUCUUCCUGCAGGCAGAGGAGCGAUUUGUUCGUAAGAAAAAGAAGAAAGCGGGCAGCAAUGCCAAAGACUUCACCGAGGGCUGGGUAGAGUUCCGGGACAAGCGUGUCGCCAAGCUGGUAGCUGCCAGUCUGAACAACGCACCCAUGGGCACCCGCAAGAAGAACCGAUUCCAUGACGAUCUGUGGAACAUGAAGUACCUGCACCGUUUCAAGUGGUCUCACCUGAGCGAGCGGCUGGCCAUAGAGCGGCAGGUGAGGCAGCAGCGCAUGAGGGCGGAGGUGUCGCAAGCCAAGAGGGAGACCAACUUCUACCUGCAGAACGUGGAGCGGAGCAAGAGGUUCAGCAAAGCGGAUCGCAAGAGUGCCGGGGAUGCAGAGGGUGGCACUGCCAACAAGCAGUGGAACUUUACACAGCGCAGGACAGAGGACGAGAUUCAGUGCAUGAAGUCUGUGGGAAAAGCUGGAGACAAAGUGCGAAUGCGAAAGAGAUUGGAAGUGGCCGAGCGAGCGCAGGAGAAAUCUCAGACCAACCGCUCGCUGCUGCACAAGAUAUUUAACCCUACAGGGGGCACAGCAUGAGCUGGGGACUGGCUCCUGGGGGAGCAGUGGGUAAUUGGGAAAAUAAAAGGCAAGUAAUGUUUCCAUGUCACUGACUGUAGCCUAUAGAUUCUGCAGUAUAUCAGGUAUGUGCAGGCCUGGGCUACUUACCCUACCCACUGUGACUGCCAAUUCCAGGCAGCAAUACUGACCAAUUACUACUGCCAGUGGGUGUGGCCUGGAUCUAGGGGGUGUGUAUGGGUUCAGUCCCAUGUUUGACAGUACUGUACAGUGUAAAUAAAAUUCUUACAAAAA